Messenger RNA from Musa acuminata AAA Group (dessert banana), 1977 nucleotides. RefSeq names its product basic leucine zipper 23-like. The record is from RefSeq and is a predicted model, not a curated record. Lineage: Eukaryota; Viridiplantae; Streptophyta; Magnoliopsida; Zingiberales; Musaceae. The coding region runs from base 1034 to 1717 and encodes 227 amino acids. Gene Ontology annotation, biological process: regulation of transcription by RNA polymerase II; DNA-templated transcription. Gene Ontology annotation, molecular function: RNA polymerase II cis-regulatory region sequence-specific DNA binding; DNA-binding transcription factor activity, RNA polymerase II-specific. The transcript has a single exon.
CUCUGAGUGAUGGGGAUCUCAACGCAACAUCGUAUUCACCAUUUGGCAUCCGGAGUCGUCUUUUAAUGCUCUUCUUUACAGGUGUCGGAUGAUGUUCUCCGCAGAGCAACUGCAGGAGGGUUGACAAUUUUUGCUCCGUCCAAGCGGAAAUUUCUACACGGGGAACCCAAUCUCAUGAGAAGAAGUCAAAGACUCGAGUUCGUUUCUGCAUUUUGUUCGUGGUUGCAUUUUGGAUCGAGAAGUAUUGGAAAAGAAAGAUCUUUGCUGCACGAAAGAUAAGCUUAUCGAAGCAAUUUGUGGGGUAAAAAGGGCGGCUUCUCCUCGAUCGCUUUUUGGUGUUCUGCUCCCAUCAAAUCAACUGUCUCUCGCCCUUCCUUUGGCAGAUUCUGCUCCCCGGAAAGAGCUGAGAAGAUAGGGCGAGAAGCCCCUCCUUUUUGCUAGACUUGACCGCUGAUCUGCCGUCCCGCUUUUUCAAGCUCUGAUGCCCCCCUCCGACUCUGAGGCGGCCUUUGGGUUACCGGCGUCAAGGUCUCGUUUUGAUGCUUUGUUUCCACUCCUUGGAUCAGUAUUGCUCCAAUCUUGCAUAAAAGAUCCAAUCUUUGGUUUCAUAUUGCUGGUACGGGAAUAGUGUGCUGGACUUAGGGUUCUAUCGUUGAGAACGUAUGCUCUUACGAUCCCCGCCCGCAAAUUCUGCUGUUUAUUUCUUUUGCAUGUCUUUCUUGUUCGGAUUCUGAAAUAUACGGUGUGUGUGCUGAUCAAGCUCUGCUUCAAUUUCCAAACCUGAUGAUUUCGCAGUAGGAAUAAGAACGCCGUCUUUGUUCUUCUUGAGUUAUUCCUGGCUUCCGGUUCGAGCUCAUUGUCUCUGUUUUAGGAGGAGGAGUUCGGUUCUCUCGGUUGGUCCUCUUUCAAGCUCUGUCUCUGUCUGACGUUGUACUGCACAAAGAAUGCUUAAUUGAUCCAUAGAUAGAACUGAGAAGUUGUUGAGAUUGAUACUGGGUGCUGUGCUGUGGUUCAUUGUUUGGUUGCAAGAAGCAUGGAUGAUGGAGACGUAGACCUGUCGAGCCACCUGCUUGUUUCGGAUCCUGAGAUAAACCAGAGCUUCGAUGAGUUCUUGAGAAGCACCAGCACAUGCACCCACACCCAUACAUGUAACCUUCCAGGGCCGGCCGCUGCCACCCACACCCACACAUGCUACCACACUCAUACUCAAGUGUUUGCGGCAGGCGAGGGGGAAAGCCUCGGAGAAGAGGAGCCAAAAAGGUAUCGGAAACCACUCGGGAACAAAGAGGCUGUGAGGAAGUAUCGAGAAAAGAAGAAGGCCCAUGCAGCCUUCCUGGAAGAGGAAGUCAAGAAACUGCGCCUUGUGAAUCAGCAGCUUCUGAGAAGAUUGCAGGGUCAAGCAGCGCUCGAAGCAGAGGUGAUCAGACUAAGAAACCUGCUGGUGGACUUCAGAGGGAAGAUUGAUGCUGAAUUGGGUGGCCUCCCGUUUCAGAAUCAGUGCAGACCUGGUUGCUUACAGUGUGAUGCUGAUGGUCAAUGCAUCAGCCAAAACCUUGCAGCGAUCGAUUGGGAAGGGAGUCAUGUGCCUGCAAUUACAAAUUGUCAGAUCAAUCCGAGUGGGGAUAUUAUAAUGAGGCAGAAGCUGGGGAUCACUGAAGCUGUGAACUCAAUGAAUGUUGUAGGAAGUUUGAUCUCAUCUGCUUCCCAAACAGAGUGAAAGGUUUGAUCGACGGUUCUCUUAUAUGUUUCUGAGUCCUUAAAACUUGCUAUGUUGCAGGCAAACAGGCCAGCUGAGCAAUUUAUGAUACUUACAUGCAGGCAGAAACGACAUACGUUUUGUAAGAAUAAUGUUUUAUGGAUGACAAAAAAGCUUAGAACAAAUUCGGCAUGGGUGGAAAUCCAGUAUGUACAUAAUAAGAAAUGUUGAAUAUGCACAUAAUAAUCAUAUCCAAAGAUAUGUUUUUGCUGCUUUUACUA